AGAACUUUGUCCGGGCUGUCCCUCGCCCUCACACUUCCCACCGCGCACCACUCCACACUGUUCUUCUCUCUCUGGUUCCCUUCCUUCCUACUUCUUGAGAGAGAGAGAGAGAGAGAGAGAGAGAGAGACGGGGGGCGAUGGGAGAGGGGAAGAGUUCUACGCUGGUCCACAUCCUCGUGGUCGCCCUCAGUCUCACCGCCUUCGGCUUCGCCAUCGCCGCCGAACGCCGCAGGAGCACCGGCACCAUUGUUACUGAUAACUUAAAUGCCACUUACUGUGUUUAUGAUUCGGAUGUCGCAACUGGCUAUGGAGUUGGUGCUUUCUUGUUUCUUUUCUCAAGUCAAACUCUGCUUAUGGGUGUCACAAAGUGUAUGUGCUUUGGCAAACCUUUAGCUCCUGGUGGAAGUCGAGCCUGGUCGAUCAUAUAUUUUUCCUCUUCAUGGCUGACUUUCUUAAUUGCUGAGGCAUGCCUGUUAGCUGGUGCGACGAAGAAUGCAUACCACACAAAGUACAGGCAUGUGAUCUAUGCUUCAAACUGGACGUGUGAGUCUCUGAGGAAAGGAGUAUUCAUUGCCGGAGCAGUCUUUGCGGUCUUCACCAUGAUACUUAAUGUGUAUUACUACAUGUACUUUUCGAAAGCUGCAAGUCAGGCUGCUCGGAAAACCAACAAGGCUAGCUCGACUGUUGGAAUGGCUGGUUAUACUUGAUCGCAGCCAAAUCAAACUGCACAGCGAUAGCUGUUUAUACAAAUGCUACAUCUUUAUCUCUUAUAUCGUGUUAUAUUUGACUCGUUACCUGCAACUGAGUUUGAAAAGGCUGUGUUUGAUUCCGGUAAUUGCAGAUGCUUUGAGUGUCUUUGGGUUGCUACUCUGGCUCCUAUUCCUCCU
Molecule: messenger RNA, 887 nt
Organism: Phoenix dactylifera (date palm)
Lineage: Eukaryota; Viridiplantae; Streptophyta; Magnoliopsida; Arecales; Arecaceae
Source: RefSeq, a predicted model, not a curated record